GGUGGCCGCUCUUAGGUUUCUCUCUGGUUCGGCGGUUGGCGAGUUGGCGUUGUAUAACGAUGCCGGUUGGCAUUCGUAGUUGUCAAAGAUAAAAUAUAUUGUUUGUCGAAAUGGGUCCUGUAUUUUGUAUCAUCUACAUUGCAUUAUUAUCUGCAUAUGCAAGUGCGAACGCACAGCAACAAACCGAGAGUAGCUUAGUGCAACAACUCAACGAGGAUAAUUGGGAUCUCAUGCUCAAGGGAGAAUGGAUGAUUGAAUUUUAUGCACCAUGGUGUCCUGCAUGCAAAGCACUUGAACCAAUCUGGGAGCAUCUUGCAUCAUUAAAGAAGAAUCUUAAUAUUAAUGUUGGGAAAAUAGAUGUGACAGAUUCUCCAGGUCUUAGUGGUAGAUUUAUGGUUACAGCUUUACCUACAAUAUUUCAUGUAAACAAUGGAAUAUUUAGGCAAUAUAGAAGUCCACGAGAUGAAGCCUCAUUAAUUGAAUUUGUAUCCAAAAAGACAUGGACAAAAGUUGAUCCAAUAUCUAGUUGGAAGAGUCCAACUUCAUUUCAUAUGUCAAUUUUAAGUCAAUUUUUUAAACUAUCUCAAGUAUUACGAGGUAUUCAUAACAAACUUUUGGAAGAUAUCGGAUUACCUACAUGGGGCAGUUAUUUAAUUUUUGCUGUUGCAACAAUUAUUUUGGGUGCAAUAUUAGGACUAUUUAUUGUGUGCCUGAUCGACUUUAUUUAUCCACCAAAACCUGCGCAACAGCAAAGUAAAAAGAAACAAGAUGGUACACUGGAUAAUUCCACACAGGAAAGAGGUUUGGAUGAAGAUGAAAUUGCUGAAAACGUCGGAGAUGAUUUAGUGGAUGAAGAGGAAUCUGAAGUAGAAGAACCUGAAACAAAAGAAUCUGAAGUAAAGGAACUUGAAGUGAGUGAAAAGGAUAAGGAUACUAAAACUGAUACAAGUAGUCCUAAUGUUCGCAAACGUAAGCCACGUAAAGCUGAUUAGAGACAAUAUUUUGUUUAAUGUAAAUAUAUUUCACUAUUAUGGAACAGUUACUACUAACUCUUGUGGUAUAUUCCUGCAUUGAGAUAAAAUCAUUCCUGCAUUGCGAUAGUAUAUGAUGUGGCAUAAUAUUUCAAAAUCUAAAUAAGUGCAGUAUAGAUUAAAAAGGACAAUUACUGUCUAUAUUUUACAGUAAAAAGGUAAAGGAAAGAAACUUUUUCCUAACUUAUUAUUGUAAAUGUUUUCUUAUCUACAAAUAUAUUUUUGAAGUUAUGAAAAUAAA
Molecule: messenger RNA, 1272 nt
Organism: Nylanderia fulva
Lineage: Eukaryota; Metazoa; Arthropoda; Insecta; Hymenoptera; Formicidae
Product: thioredoxin-related transmembrane protein 1
Cellular component (GO): endomembrane system
Molecular function (GO): disulfide oxidoreductase activity
Source: RefSeq, a predicted model, not a curated record